CGUCUGUGCGCUCCUCGCAAUUACCUGUUCCUACUGCACUGAUGUGAGAGCGAAUUGGCGAGCACAUGCCACGUUGAGAGAAGAACAUCCGAACUGAACACCAGCAACAGGGGCUCGCGAGGACCAUUUGAGUUUAAUCCACCUUAAAAAGAAAGAAAAAGAAAACUCCACCAAGUGGUUUAACAAACCUCCGAAACAAGCAGCCGACCGAGGAUCUGAGAGACCCGCAAGGAUGCACUUGUUGUCCGCCAGCUGCGUGCGUGCCCUCCUCUUCGCCACGCUCCUCCGUCAAGUCAGCGGUUUGGAGACUGUUAUCGGCCUGUAUGGGGAGACAUUCGAGAUCCCCUGCAACAUCGGAGCCAUGAAAGCAGAAGACAUCAUGAUAACUAAAUGGAAAUAUGACAAAGGAGCGGGACUUUCGGGAGACCUGCUGGUCAAGCAGAAAGACCAGGAUGUCUCAAUCAGCGCCACUGAUGAAUACAAGGGUCGCGUCAGCAUGGGCGCAAACUCCAGCCUGCUGCUUUCUGCAGCCAAGCUGACUGACCAGCGCACUUUCACCUGCAUGGUGGUGGUUGCAGACAUCGCAGAAUAUCCAGUCAACGUGGUGAUCUACAAGACGCCGGCAGGCCUGGAGAUUUCUGACAAAGCGGACGAGCUCGAGAUUGGCAAACUUACUAAGCUUGGGACAUGUGUUGCAAAAGACUCCAAUCCAGCUGCAAAUAUCACAUGGCUCAAGAACAGCACACCUCUGGUGGCUGAUGGGAAAGGGAUUUCUAUCCAAGCUUCAGUGCUGGUGGACCCCGUUACUGGCCUUUCAACUACUUCUUCCACACUGGAGUUCUCGGCCGAGAAGGAAGACACAGAUGCUGAGUUCACCUGCAGCACUCAGCCCACUGUGGGCACAGAGCUGGUGUCCUCUCCAGCAACCUUCACUGUCACCUACUCCACAGAGAACAUCGUCCUUCAGGUAACUGCUCAGGAGCCUCUUGUCGAAGGAGGCAACGUGACUCUGAAGUGUCUGGCAGAUGGUAACCCGGCUCCUACAGCCUUUAACUUCCACCUUAAGGGAGAGUUGGUGAAAGUGGAAAACGCAGACACUUACACCAUCACGAAUGUGUCCCGUGCCUCCACCGGUGAAUACAAAUGCUCUCUUGUGGACGACCCAACAAUGGAAGCAUCAAAGGACAUCACAGUCAGCUACCUAGACAUCAAUCUAAGCCCCUCUGGAAACAUCGUCGAGAAGGCCGGUCAGGCUUUGGAUCUAACUCUCCAGAUUAAUGCCUCUGGAGACUCCAAGGUCACCUGGACAAAGGACAAUGUUAAACUGGACAAAGAGCCCGAGUUCACCAAGCUGACUUACGCUGACUCCGGCCGCUAUGAGUGUGAGGUGACCAUGGGGCUCCUCAGCCAAAAAGAUUUUCUUGAGCUGGUUGUCGAAGGUGUUCCAGUUAUCAGACAGCUGUCUAAAAAACGCGGUGAAGACGGCGCACACAAAGUCCUGAUCUGUGAGGUUGAAGGAUCUCCAAAGCCAGCUGUUUCCUGGAGCAUCAACGGCACCUUGCUUGAUGAGAGUCCCUUCGUCAACGGAAAGAUAACACACAAGAUCACAGUUGUGCCUGCUGCAAAUCUUACCGUGUCUUGUUCGGUGUCCAAUGAGUUUGGCGCGGACAGUAGGACUAUAAAUGUGUCAUCCCUAAUUGAGGAGGUGAGAAUGGAUAAACAAGACCAAUCGGAUGAUAACGACCAAACCAAGGUGGUGGUUGGAGUUGUGGUCGGUCUCCUCCUCGCCACGGUGGUUAUUGGCCUGGCAUACUGGGUCUACAUGAAGAAAUCCAACAGGCAAGGAAGCUGGAAGACCGGUGAAAAUGAGGACGGGUCCUCUGAGGAGGAGAAAAAACUGGAGGAGAAAGUGGAGGAGAACAGCCAAAAAGCUGAGGUGUAAAGAAACAGCAGCCCUGCUUUGGAAAUGUGAAAGUGGGAACGUGGAACUUUUGCACAUUUCUCUUCACCUUUGUCUUUGGG
Messenger RNA from Anarrhichthys ocellatus (wolf-eel), 2022 nucleotides. Its product is annotated as CD166 antigen homolog. Gene Ontology annotation, biological process: cell adhesion. Gene Ontology annotation, cellular component: plasma membrane. The coding region runs from base 233 to 1942 and encodes 569 amino acids. The transcript is spliced from 16 exons. The record is from RefSeq and is a predicted model, not a curated record. Lineage: Eukaryota; Metazoa; Chordata; Actinopteri; Perciformes; Anarhichadidae.